Molecule: messenger RNA, 336 nt
Organism: Enterobius vermicularis (human pinworm)
Lineage: Eukaryota; Metazoa; Nematoda; Chromadorea; Rhabditida; Oxyuridae
Source: the annotation of a GenBank genome assembly
UCAAAUAACGAAGAAAUGGCUGAGUUAUUGAAGUAUAAGGAUUUUGUUCAUCCACCAUCGAUUGACGAGCUUCGCAAACAAACAGAAGAGGCAUUUAGUCAUAAAUACAUUAAAUACAUGUAUGCUAGAUUUAAAAAUGAAUGUCCAACUGGACGUAUGCGAAUGGCUGAAUUCAAGCAGAUGUUUGGAGCCUAUAUUCCGGAUCGUCUCACCGAUGAUUAUUUAGUACGACUGUUUAAUGCAUUCUCAAAAAGCAAAAGUGAAAUUACGUUCCAGGUAAAGGUUAUUAAUCUUUUAUUUUUUUUUCUUUUUUUAAUUUUCUUAGUCAAUUUAUAA